Epithele typhae is the source of this 990-nucleotide messenger RNA. RefSeq lists its product as uncharacterized. The record is from RefSeq and is a predicted model, not a curated record. NCBI's taxonomy places the organism in Eukaryota, Fungi, Basidiomycota, Agaricomycetes, Polyporales, Epitheliaceae. The transcript has a single exon. Bases 1 to 990 code for a protein of 329 amino acids.
AUGGAUGUCGACCGCGUGCCACCCGACGACGCGUGCUGUGCCGGUACGCGCAACCUGGCAAGCUGCUCGAGCGCGCGGGCCCGACGCUGCGCAGAGCCCGAUCCACCCCGGCGCCGCCGGUGCCAGGAACCCCCACGGGUGUCCGUGGAGAGCAACCCGAAGCCAAGGGCGCCGACGCAGUACUCGGAGCCGUGCACCGGGAACGCGCAGCACGAGUGGACCAUCCAGGCGAACGCGUACGCUCGGACGUACUUCUGCCUCACGUGCAAGGUUGAGGUCAAGGAGAAGAAGGACAAUGGCUACUGGACACCGGUGCGCGUCACGCUGAGGGAGCGUCGCGCGAACUCGGCGCGCCCCGAACCAUCGCCUCCGCACUACCCCUCCAUGCUUGUGGACACGACUGCUCAAGAGCGCACUUCCGAUGCCGGUUCGGUCGUCGCCUACGAGCAUGACACCGACAUCGACACCGACACUUCCGAUUUCGAGUCCGCCAUCGGGUCCCCACAGCGUACCCCUCGCUCCACCCACUCCUCUCUCGUCCCCGCCGCCUCGCACACUGGCCCCGCCUCCAACACGCGCCGCUCGUCCGCACGCACGUCCGGCGCCUCCGACGCACCCAGCUCCCUGCUCGGCCUGACUGGCCUCCGCCGCGUCUCCGACGGCCACGACGGCUCGAGCCCCGUCGCCCACGCGCAGCCCCGCCGAGUCUCUAGCGCGACCACCGCGACGCGACGCGUGUCGGGGGCCACCAGCUCCGCGCGCUCGUCCCACGUCCCCGCCGUCGCCGCGGGCCCGCCGCUCGUGUCGCGGUUCCCGAAGCCGGACCACCCGGUGGCGACGCCCGAGACGCGGUGCCGGGCGAGCGCGCGGCACGCGUGGAAGAACAAGUGGGCGAACGGGUCGGCGCGGCACUACGUGUGCACGGCGUGCCGCGACGUGGUCAAGGAGAAGAAGAAGGGGUGCCCGGAGGUGUGGGUGCCUUACUCGUGA